AACUCCUGACCUUGUGAUCUGCCCACUCAGCUUCCCAAAGUGCUGGGAUUACAGGCGUGAGCCACCACGCCCGGCCGUGAGUUGUUGGAUUUUUAUAACAAUGACAUUUAUAUGCUUUUUGACUCAAUUCUGGUGAUGGCGGGUCCCACCAUGGCCAUACUGUCCACUUUUGUCCUCAUCUGGGAUGUUGAAUCCUCCUCCGCGUCAGGAAGAGCCUGCAGACCAAGGCAGAAUCUGGGACUGUGCCAUGCUCUUCCUCAUUAUCUCCAGGGGACUUUUACCAUGGGGUAGCUUCCCCACCCCAAUUCUGAUUCCCCAAUUGAAGAGAGAGCCUUGCCGGUGGAAAAGACAUCAGCUGAAACAUCAGGAAAGCUGCAUCUUCAUUCUACUACCAACAAUGACACACAUCAAUAAAAUGCUGGCCAGUCCUUACUAGCUUGGUUCUAAGAAUCGAAUAGGACUGUGGAUAUGAAAGUCGUUUGUAAAGCCAUGAGCUCUAUACUAACGUCAGGAUUUACUGAUCUAAUGAAGAGCUCCCGAGGGAAUCUCUAGGGAACACUUUUACUCUCUACCCCUGACUCCCAGGGAAGUUUUGAGGAAUGACUGUGGCUUUGCAGAUAUACUUUUUUAAGAGGCCACUCAGCUCUAAGAAGCCUCCCGAGGCUUUGAAAAAGAAAAAAGACUUCUCUCUUCCUUUCUCUUCCUUUCUCUGCCAUUGUGGUGUGUGCUUUACUUCACUUCGGCCAUGUCUUCUCACAAGACUUUCAGAACUAAGCGAUUCCUGGCCAAGAAACAAAAGCAAAAUCGUCCCAUUCCCCAGUGGAUUCUGAUGAAAACUGGUGAUAAAAUCAGGUACAACUCCAGAAGGAGACAUUGGAGAAGAACCAAGCUGGGUCUAUAAGGAAUUACACAUGAGAUGACACACAUAUUUAUGCUGUCUGAAGGUCACAAUCGUGUUACCAAAUCAAGCUGAAGAUGUCACUGCUAUCUGGAGAAUUUUGAGCAGAAUUUCCUCUCUGAAUCUGUUAUGAACGCAUUGGUUGGCUGGAUUCAGUAAUAAAUAUGUGACACCUUUCAAAAAA
Cebus imitator (Panamanian white-faced capuchin) is the source of this 1082-nucleotide messenger RNA. RefSeq names its product 60S ribosomal protein L39-like. Gene Ontology annotation, molecular function: structural constituent of ribosome. The record is from RefSeq and is a predicted model, not a curated record. Bases 746 to 901 code for a protein of 51 amino acids. Gene Ontology annotation, biological process: translation. The transcript has a single exon. Gene Ontology annotation, cellular component: cytosolic large ribosomal subunit; ribosome. NCBI's taxonomy places the organism in Eukaryota, Metazoa, Chordata, Mammalia, Primates, Cebidae.